Messenger RNA from Perognathus longimembris pacificus (Pacific pocket mouse), 2478 nucleotides. It is a transcript of the gene Nell2, whose product is annotated as neural EGFL like 2. The record is from RefSeq and is a predicted model, not a curated record. Bases 28 to 2478 code for a protein of 816 amino acids. The transcript has 20 exons. NCBI's taxonomy places the organism in Eukaryota, Metazoa, Chordata, Mammalia, Rodentia, Heteromyidae. Gene Ontology annotation, molecular function: calcium ion binding; protein binding.
AGACGAUGGACUGAGCAGAUCCGCACCAUGGAGCCCCGGGUCUUUCUGAGAACCUUCUGUCUGCUCUUCUGUCUCGGAGCAGCUUGCGGGCUCGGUGUGGACCCAUCCCUUCAGAUCGACGUCCUCGCGGAGUUAGAACUCGGGGAGCCCACGGCCGGAGUGCGCCAGGUCCCGGGGCUGCACAAUGGGACCAGAGCCUUUCUCUUUCAAGAUAUGCCUAGAAGCAUAAAAGCCUCCACUGCUACAGCAGAGCAGUUUUUCCAGAAGCUGAGAAAUAAACAUGAAUUUACUAUUUUGGUUACCCUGAAACAGACUCACUUAAAUUCAGGAGUUAUCCUCUCUAUUCACCACCUGGAUCACAGAUACCUGGAGCUGGAAAGCAGCGGCCAUCGCAAUGAAGUGAGGCUGCACUACCGCUCCAGCGGGCACCGGCCCCACACGGAGGUGUUUCCUUACAUUCUGGCGGACGACAAGUGGCACAAACUCUCCUUAGCCAUCAGUGCCUCCCAUUUGAUUCUUCACAUCGACUGCAAUAAAAUUUAUGAACGAGUGGUGGAAAAGCCCUCCUUGGACUUGCCUCUGGGCACGACGUUUUGGUUGGGGCAGAGGAAUAAUGCUCAUGGAUAUUUUAAGGGUAUAAUGCAGGAUGUGCAAUUGCUUGUCAUGCCUCAAGGAUUCAUUGUUCAGUGCCCAGAUCUAAACCGCACCUGUCCGACUUGCAAUGACUUCCAUGGACUUGUGCAGAAAAUCAUGGAGCUUCAGGAUAUAUUAGCCAAAACAUCAGCGAAGCUGUCUCGAGCUGAACAGCGAAUGAAUAGACUGGAUCAGUGCUAUUGUGAGAGGACUUGUACCAUGAAAGGAACCACCUACCGAGAAUUCGAGUCCUGGACAGACGGCUGUAAGAACUGCACUUGCCUGAAUGGAACCGUUCAGUGUGAAACGCUGAUCUGCCCAGCUCUGGACUGUCCGCUGAAGUCGGCUCUUGCCUACGUGGAUGGCAAGUGCUGUAAGGAGUGCAAAUCCAUAUGCCAGUUUCAAGGACGAACCUACUUUGAAGGAGAACGAAAUACUGUCUACUCCUCUUCCGGAGUGUGUGUGCUAUAUGAGUGCAAGGACCAGACUAUGAAAUUGGUAGAAAGUUCAGGCUGCCCAGCUCUGGAUUGCCCAGAAUCUCAUCAGAUCACUUUGUCUCACAGUUGCUGCAAAGUUUGUAAAGGUUAUGACUUUUGUUCUGAGAGGCACAAUUGCAUGGAGAAUUCUGUGUGCAGAAAUCUGAACGACAGGGCCGUGUGCAGCUGCCGGGAUGGUUUUCGGGCGCUUCGGGAGGACAAUGCCUACUGUGAAGACAUUGAUGAGUGUGCUGAAGGGCGCCAUUACUGUCGGGAAAACACCAUGUGUGUCAACACCCCUGGCUCUUUCAUGUGCAUAUGUAAAACUGGAUACAUCCGAAUUGAUGAUUACUCCUGUACAGAACAUGAUGAGUGCCUCACAAACCAGCACAGCUGUGAUGAAAAUGCUUUGUGCUUCAACACUGUUGGGGGACACAACUGUGUGUGCAAGCCUGGCUACAUGGGGAAUGGAACCACUUGCAAAGCAUUUUGCAAGGAUGGCUGUAGAAAUGGAGGAGCCUGCAUUGCUGCAAACGUGUGUGCUUGCCCACAAGGUUUCACCGGCCCCAGCUGUGAGACUGACAUUGAUGAAUGCUCGGAUGGCUUUGUCCAGUGUGACAGCCGUGCCAGCUGCAUUAACCUGCCGGGAUGGUACCACUGCGAGUGCAGGGACGGCUACCACGACAAUGGGAUGUUCUCCCCGAGUGGAGAAUCCUGCGAAGAUAUUGAUGAAUGCGGGGCCGGGAGGCACAACUGUGCCAAUGACACCAUCUGCUUCAACUUGGACGGGGGCUAUGACUGCCGCUGUCCCCACGGGAAGAACUGCACCGGUGACUGCGUCCACGAUGGCAGAGUCAAGCACAGUGGGCAGAUCUGGGUGCUAGAGAAUGACCGUUGCUCUGUGUGCUCCUGUCAGAGCGGCUUCGUGAUGUGUCGGCGGAUGGUGUGCGACUGUGAGAACCCCACAGUGGAUCUCUUCUGCUGCCCCGAGUGUGACCCGCGGCUCAGCAGCCAGUGUCUCCAUCAGAACGGGGAGACGGUGUACAACAGCGGGGACACAUGGGUGCAGAGCUGCCGGCAGUGCCGCUGCCUGCAAGGGGAAGUGGACUGCUGGCCCCUGCCUUGCCCAGAUGUGGAGUGUGAAUUCAGCAUCCUCCCAGAGAAUGAGUGCUGCCCACACUGUGUCACUGACCCGUGCCAGGCCGACACCAUCCGCAAUGACAUUACCAAAACCUGCCUGGACGAGAUGAAUGUAGUUCGCUUCACUGGGUCCUCUUGGAUCAAGCAUGGCACCGAGUGCACUCUGUGCCAGUGCAAGAAUGGCCACAUCUGUUGCUCAGUAGAUCCGCAGUGCCUUCAGGAGCUCUGA